GGAGGCCUAGCUAGCUAAGCUUCUCCUGGAACAAUUCUUGCAUCUCAUUAUUCUCUGGUAGUUUGAGACUCAUGGGUAACAACUUUAGUCUCUUCAUCCUGGUUCUAUGCAUUCUACAUCUUAUCCAUGGCAUACUUGGAGGUAGACCCCAUGCUGGCAAUCAGGUGAGUGCAUUUCAGAAAUUCCCAGCAAUAUUGAUGCCUGAUUUCAAACUUGUUGCAUGCAUGGUUCAAGAUCAACGGCCUAAUAUUUUUUUUCAGGAGGAGCUUGGUGUCUCUGGUGGCAACUUAAAGCCAAUCAACCUGAAGAUGGAUGGUUUGGAUCCACCUCCUGCAAAUGUGUCAACGUUCCCUAAUUAUGGCGUCAGAACUUCCUAUGAUGCAGCAUAUAAAACAAAUGUGGCGCGGGAUUACUAUGGGAUUGAAGCUACAAUCGACGUACAUGGUCUCUCUUUGCGUCAAGAUCAACACAGUGGAGCUGCCUUGAUUAUUAAGUAUUCGAAAGCGUUCGAUCGUAACAUGAUUGUUGUUGGAUGGCAUGACAAAGCAACGGGAGACUGGCUUGUGCACUGUGGAUUCGGGUCGAAGCCAAAGUUAAUCGGGCGUUUCCCCAAGACCUUGUUCGCCACCUUGGCCGACAAGGCGGAUGAGAUACAAGCCCGAGGUUUUGUGCUGACUCAAGCUAGUCCUUUGGCCCCGAUGGGGAGCGGUUUCCGUCCCAGCAACGUGAAAGCCGCGUCAUUCAGCAAUAUCAUGUUUCUGGAUCAAGAUGGCAAGAGGUUUGGAGUCCCGCAAGAUUUCACGCCCUACAUGACGAACGAUAAGGUGUACGCCGUGUCUCAGAUCAGCCCCAACGGCGGGUUCAUGUAUGGUGGGCCGUCUGAAUGAUGAUGUGUGUUCACGGUCGAUGGCUGGUUUGCUUUAGCCACAUGUAACAUUUGAGAUAUGAUAAACCUUGCUUUGAUGUCA
Messenger RNA from Aegilops tauschii subsp. strangulata, 968 nucleotides. RefSeq lists its product as uncharacterized. Lineage: Eukaryota; Viridiplantae; Streptophyta; Magnoliopsida; Poales; Poaceae. The record is from RefSeq and is a predicted model, not a curated record.